Molecule: messenger RNA, 687 nt
Organism: Cetraspora pellucida
Lineage: Eukaryota; Fungi; Glomeromycota; Glomeromycetes; Diversisporales; Gigasporaceae
Source: the annotation of a GenBank genome assembly
AUGGCUAAGAUACUUAAAUGUUCAGAUUGUGAUCGAAUAAUAAAAACUGAUAAAACUCGAGAUCUUAAUAAACACAUGAAUUUAAAUGAAAACCUUCGUAAAGGACAAUGCCAACCAGCUUUGCUUAUAAUGAAAAAUGUAGGAAACAUUACUUUAGAGCAAAAUACACCUCAAACUGAAAACAUUACUUCAGAGCAAAAUCUGCUAGCAACUCCUAAAGGUGAUUUCAUAUCGUUCGAUGAAAACCUACCAACAUUUCAGCCAAGAAAGGCAACAAAUAAUGAAGAAACAAUUAUGGAAGCAUACAAAAGAAUUAAUAAUAAGUCUGAAGCUAUUGCUAAAAAAACUAAUAAUAGAAUUGAUAUAUCAUCUGCACGAAAAAGAAUAUCAGAAAUUGUGAAGCCACUAGAAGAUCAAGUAAAACAUAUAUAUACAGAUGGCUUUAUUAUAGCUGAAAAAGUAGAACUUAAAAUGGGAAUAGAAAUGGAAAUUCCAAAUUUGAUUAUUUUCAAAGAAAAUAAGCUUUGUUUUACAAAUAGUUUACCAGAUUUUAAGAAAAUACAACAAGAUAAAAAGCAGAAUACAAUAUUAAAUACAGAGUAUUCUGCUUUACAGAUAGCAAAAAGGAAACUAUCAAAAAAGUCUGAUAUAAAUCUUCUAAAUGAAAUUAUAAUAGAAAUAUUUUAA